AUGCUUUCCACGACUCUUCUUCAGUCCCUUGUUCUGCUCGUCGCCGGCGCGAGUCUUUCGUCGGCAAGCCCCGUUUGGCCGCACUACUCGAUCGACAGUGAGCACCUCGAAGUCCUUCACAUGAGGGCCUCGACGUCGGUGAAUCCGGCAGCGGUAUCGGGCGUGGAGUGCAUUGACCGAAAUACAAACAUCGUGUUCCACGAUCAAAACGUAGCAGAACUUGCUAUCUGUGGAGGCAUCGCAGGGUCUAUCCAGAAGUGCGGCGGUGCGCCCAAGACCACGACUGGUCGAUCCGGCAGCGCCGAGUUCAAGCUGAGCGCGGCGACAUCCGGCGCUACGAUCAACAUCUCCAAGGGCCGAUGGGAGCAAUGUAUUCGCGCGGCCAGGGCUGUCUGCCCGACAGGCAGCAUGAAGGGUACGUGUGCAGGCGGCGCAUCAAGCGGCAACGUGGACUUCACGCUCGACUCGCCGUUGUAA
Messenger RNA from Daldinia childiae, 477 nucleotides. RefSeq lists its product as uncharacterized. Bases 1 to 477 code for a protein of 158 amino acids. Lineage: Eukaryota; Fungi; Ascomycota; Sordariomycetes; Xylariales; Hypoxylaceae. The transcript is spliced from 2 exons. The record is from RefSeq and is a predicted model, not a curated record.